Molecule: messenger RNA, 1854 nt
Organism: Cyclocybe aegerita
Lineage: Eukaryota; Fungi; Basidiomycota; Agaricomycetes; Agaricales; Hemipholiotaceae
Source: the annotation of a GenBank genome assembly
AUGGCCGGGGCUUUACAAAACGCGAGGAAAGACCUCCCAAAGAUCAGAGAUGAGGAUCGCGAGAGUAGAUUUGGUCAGGUUUUUGGCGUGUCGGGCCCAGUCGUCAUCGCUGAGAAUAUGGUCGGCGCUGCUAUGUACGAGCUCGUCCGUGUCGGUCAUGAUGAACUUGUCGGAGAGGUGAUCCGUAUUGAAUCAGACAAAGCCACAAUCCAAGUCUACGAGGAGACGUCAGGAGUGACAGUCGGUGACCCUGUUCUGCGUACAGGCAAGCCCCUCAGUGUAGAGCUUGGUCCAGGACUUAUGGGAAACAUCGUUGAUGGAAUCCAACGACCUUUACGGUCGAUUCAAGAGCUCUCUAAAUCCAUUUACAUUCCCCGUGGAAUUAAUACCGAUGCGCUGGACCGCUCUAUUCAAUGGGACUUUACACCCACGACAUUUAAAGUUGGCGAUCAUAUAACGGGAGGCGACAUUUUCGGACGAGUAUACGAGAAUUCACUGGUCGACAAUCACAAAAUCAUGCUUUCUCCGCGAGCACUUGGCACAAUCAUCCACAUUGCAGACAAAGGAAGCUAUGCUGUCGAUGACAUCGUCUUGGAGACCGAAUUCGACGGAAAGAAGACGAAGCAUACAAUGAUGCAGCUCUGGCCUGUUCGAGCACCGCGUCCCGUGACCGAAAAGCAAACCGCCAACUACCCCUUGCUGACUGGACAACGUAUAUUGGACGCACUCUUUCCUUGUGUGCAGGGCGGUACAACAGCUAUUCCUGGCGCUUUCGGUUGUGGGAAGACCGUCAUCUCGCAGGCCCUUUCCAAAUUCUCCAACAGUGACAUAAUCGUUUAUGUUGGAUGCGGCGAGCGUGGAAAUGAGAUGGCUGAAGUCUUGAUGGAGUUCCCUGAACUAACCAUGGAAGUCGGUGUCCGCCAAGAACCCAUCAUGAAGCGUACAACGCUGGUUGCCAACACCUCGAAUAUGCCUGUCGCCGCUCGAGAAGCAUCGAUUUACACUGGAAUCACGUUGUCGGAAUAUUUCCGUGAUCAAGGUUCCAAUGUCGCCAUGAUGGCUGAUUCUACUUCUCGUUGGGCAGAAGCCCUCCGUGAAAUCUCAGGACGUCUUGCAGAAAUGCCUGCUGAUUCUGGCUAUCCUGCCUACCUUGGAACGAAAUUAGCCAGUUUCUACGAGCGUGCAGGGAAGGUGGUCUGCCUCGGCAACCCUCAACGACAAGGCACUGUUUCAAUUGUUGGAGCAGUAUCUCCUCCAGGAGGAGAUUUCUCGGAUCCUGUUACUUCUGCAACGCUAGGUAUUGUUCAGGUUUUCUGGGGUCUUGACAAGAAACUCGCCCAACGAAAGCACUUCCCAUCGGUCAACUGGUCACUUUCAUAUUCGAAGUACACCAAGGUUCUAGAGCCCUACUACGAAAGUACCGAACCCGGGUUUGUGGAGCUGCGAACAAAAACGAAGGAAAUUUUGCAGAAGGAAGAAGAUCUGGCGGAAAUCGUCCAACUAGUCGGAAAGAGCGCUCUUGGCGAGAACGAUAAGAUCACGUUGGAGGUUGCUCGCAUGCUCAAAGACGAUUUCCUGCAGCAGAACGGCAUGAGUGAAUACGAUCGAUACUGCCCAUUCUACAAGACCAGUUCAAUGCUGCGGAACUUCGUUGGAUUCCACGAUGCCGCGAUAAGGGCAGUUACUCAGAAUGACCUCACCUUCGCCAAGAUCAAGGACUCAGCGGGAGAUAUCAUGUUUAAGCUUUCUCAGAUGAAAUUCGAGUCUCCUUCUCAAGGGAAGGAACCGAUUAAAAAGAAGCUCGACGACCUCUAUGCUGAAAUUCAAGACAAGUUCCGACAAUUGGCAGAGUGA